Molecule: messenger RNA, 921 nt
Organism: Boeremia exigua
Lineage: Eukaryota; Fungi; Ascomycota; Dothideomycetes; Pleosporales; Didymellaceae
Exons: 2
Coding region: 1-921 (306 amino acids)
Cellular component (GO): mitochondrion
Source: RefSeq, a predicted model, not a curated record
AUGGGGGAAGAGCAGAAACAGGUCAAGAGGUCAAUUGCCAUUGGCGACGAGCCCGUUAUUUUGAAGGAAACGAUACCUGCGAUGACGACACCGAAAGACACGCCCAAAGACGCGCCGACGAAGUGGAACACAAACAAACUCGGUCUGCGCCUUGGAAGCGAUGCGCUCGCUGCAUGCGCUGCUGGUACGCUCGUUGCGCCCAUCAUCACGAUGAUCGACAAAGGCAUCAUGGAGAACGCGAGCGGGAGAAACACACUCGGCGAGAGCUUGAAGACGAGCGCUCGAGAGCUGCUACUGAAGCCGCACCGAUUUCUGGGAAGUCGGCCGUUCGUGCUGAUCUUCAGCCUGUACUUCGGCACCUACUUCACCGCAAACAGCAUCGACACCGUCUCCUCCGCACGCACCAACACCGCCUACUCCAGCACCACCGCUGGCACUUCCAAGUUCCUGGCAGUCUCGACCUCGAACCUCGCCCUCUGCCUCUACAAAGACAACCAGUUUACCCAGCUCUUCGGCAGCAGCGGCUCGAAACGACCCGUCCCCCUGCCCACAUUCGCUCUCUUCACCGUCCGCGACUGCCUGACAAUCUUCGCCUCGUUCAACCUGCCGCCACUCUUCGCGCCCAAGAUCGACGCUUACAUGGGCGACGAGAUGAGGAGGUACGUCGCGGGCGCCAGCGUCGCGCAGUUUGCGACCCCAGCUGCGAUCCAGUUCGUGAGCACCCCGCUGCAUCUGCUGGGUCUGGAUCUGUACAACCGUCCCGGUGCGGGCAUGGCCGGGGCCGAGGGUCGCGUUGCGCAGGUUGUGAAGAACUGGGCUAAGAGCGCGUUUGCCAGAAUUGGGAGGAUCAUUCCUGCGUUUGGUGUGGGAGGCGUAGUGAACACGAAGGUGAGGAGAGGUUUGAUGGAAAGGCUGGAGUAA